Messenger RNA from Paraphaeosphaeria sporulosa, 1515 nucleotides. Its product is annotated as cytochrome P450. The record is from RefSeq and is a predicted model, not a curated record. The transcript is spliced from 6 exons. Gene Ontology annotation, molecular function: iron ion binding; oxidoreductase activity, acting on paired donors, with incorporation or reduction of molecular oxygen; heme binding. Bases 1 to 1515 code for a protein of 504 amino acids. Lineage: Eukaryota; Fungi; Ascomycota; Dothideomycetes; Pleosporales; Didymosphaeriaceae.
AUGUUCGCCCACCCAUGGCUUACCGCUGUGGGCGUGUAUCUGUGCUGGCACGCGGCAAGGGCAGUCUACCUGAUCUACCUAAGUCCCCUGGCGAUUUUCCCUGGCUCGAAGUGGGCUGCCCUUGGCGAAUACUGGGAGGCUUAUUGGAACAUUGGAACGCGCCCUGGUCGGAAGGGCCAGACGCUCUUCAAAUUGGAAGAGAUGCACAAGAGACUGGGUCCUGCCCUGCGCAUGGGACCCAACGAGGUCCAUGUUUACGAUCCUCAAUUUUACCACAAGCUCUACUUCCCAAACAGCAAAUUCUACAAGGACCCUUCUAUGCACAAGGUACUCGGGGCCCCUACGAGCACUCUGGCGGAGAGCGAUCCGAUUAGACACAAACAGCGCAAAGCACCACUUGAGCCAUUGUUUGCCAAGAAGAACAUGCACGCACUUGAACCGAUGCUUAUGGAGCACGUCAAUCACUGCUGUCUUCGCUUUGACGAGUUCUACGAUGCCGGGAAGCCGGUCUCGAUGGAGUGGGCGCUCAAGUCGCUAGCCAUGGAUAUGGUCUCUCAGUUUGCCUUUGGCAAGUCCUUGGGGGCCUUAGAUGACCCUGAGUUCAAGUCGUUGCCCGUGCAGGUAUUCAAGCAAUAUUUGCCGAGCCUGCAUAUCAUAAAGGCGUUCCCCUUUGUCCGCCUAUUGCACAGUCUGCCACGGUGGCUAACGCACCGCAUGUCGCGCUCCAUUGCCAUGGGCCAUGAGCUUGAGCAGUUCGCAUCACGUCGCAUCGACGACUUUCUGGAACAAAAGGCAGCGGGCAAGCUGCCGUCGUUUCCCACCAUCAUGGAACGUCUGCUUAUUCCUAUUCCAGAGAAAGGAUACGUGGUGCCGGACAAGCAGGGACUGCGUGAUGAGAUAUUGACAACCAUCUCAGCAGGUGAUGACACGACAGGCAUCGCCAAUAUGGUGACCCUGUACAACAUUAUCAGCAAUCCUACUAUACAUGCGCGCCUGCUGGCGGAGUUGAAGACCGUACUACCUGAGCCAAACUCGCAUGCACCGUAUCCGGAACUUGAGAGAUUGCCAUAUUUGACUGCAGUAAUCAAAGAGGGGCUGCGCUAUUCCUCCCCUGCGGCGUCACGUACUCCGCGGCUGGUGCCCUCUGGCGGUGUGACGCUUCCAGAUGGCCGGUUUGUUCCUGCAAACACGCGAAUUGGCAUGUCCAUCUACCACAUACACUACAACGAGUCCAUUUUCGAGAACCCGCGCACUUUUGACCCCGAGCGUUGGUUGCAGGCACCGGAAGAAGUGGCGCGUUUGAGCCGCUUCAUGGUGGCUUUUUCGCGCGGGAGUCGAUCAUGUCUAGGCAUCAAUCUCGCGUAUAUGGAAAUGUACAUGGCCAUAGGCUACCUGAUCCGCCGGUUCGACUUCCAACUAGCGGGCACGACCCCAGCAGACAUGGCUUGGGACGACAUGGUAGUGCCGGAGUUCCAUGGGGAACUGCUUGUGGUACCAAAGCGCCGUGCGGGCUGA